AUGGAUCCAUCCCAGCAGCAGUCGAUGAACCUCCCCGUCAUCGACCUAGACGUCUAUCUCAACAAGCCCCGCGACUCGAUCGAAGUUCAGCAAGAGUGCGCCAAGGCAGCCAACGCCCUCAUCACCUAUGGCGCUCUUGUCCUCCACGACUCGCGCGUGGCUGACAAGGACAAUGACACCUUCCUCGACCUGCUCGAGGACUACUUUGCGCAGGCUGACGAGGAGCUGCGCAAGGACGAGCGCCCCGAGCUGAGCUACCAGAUUGGGGUGACUUUGGAGAACACCGAGAAGCCCAAGUGCGCCGUCGACGAGCCGUGCCUCGAUGUCAUCCAGCGACUGCAUCCGUCGCAGCGCCCUCUCGACAUCAGCGGCCACGAGCCCGACCCCAAGUGCCGCUUCUUCUGGCGCAUGGCCGAGCCGCCGCCCUACGAGACGCAGUUUCCUGGCCUCAACGCUGCCAACGUUACCCCCGCGGCGGCGCACAUCAAGGAGCGCUGGGCUCCCACCAUGAACCAGUGGGGCACGUCCAUGAAGAAUGCUGUUUCCAAGCUAUCCGAGAUGACCGCUGUCGGCUUGGAUCUGCCCGCAGAGUACUUUAGCGACGCCGGGCGUUAUGGACCCCAUCUCUUGGCCCCGACCGCUUCGGACUUGGUAAAAUACGGCAAGAAGGACACCAUCCUCGCCGGCUUCCACACCGACCUCAACUUUCUCACCAUUCACGGCCGAUCCCGCUACCCUGGCCUGAACAUCUGGGCCCGCAACACUGGCGACCGGAUCGCGGUCAAGAUUCCCCCGGGCAACUACCUGCUGGUGCAGGCUGGCAAGCAGCUCGAGUACGCAACCGGCGGCCUGAUCAAGGCAGGAUUCCACGAAGUGACGGUCAACGAGAAGACGAUCGAAACCAUCGAGAAGCGCAAGCGAGAUCACCCCGACCGGCCUCUUGUCCGCAUCUCUAGCACCCUCUUCUGGCAUCUCAACUCGGACUUUGACUUGGCCCCAGUCCCUGCACUCGCUGAGCGGGCACAGCAGGUGCGAGAUGAACAGGCCAAGCUCGGUCGCGAUGAGGGCGCGGCGGCGUCCUAUCCCCCUAUCAAGGUCGGCCAUCAAGUAGAAGGAGAACUGCGGCACAUUGCACUUAUGGCGAACUGA
Molecule: messenger RNA, 1149 nt
Organism: Purpureocillium lilacinum
Lineage: Eukaryota; Fungi; Ascomycota; Sordariomycetes; Hypocreales; Ophiocordycipitaceae
Molecular function (GO): 2-oxoglutarate-dependent dioxygenase activity
Source: RefSeq, a predicted model, not a curated record